This is a messenger RNA of Pistacia vera, 1489 nucleotides long. Its product is annotated as NADH dehydrogenase [ubiquinone] flavoprotein 2, mitochondrial. Lineage: Eukaryota; Viridiplantae; Streptophyta; Magnoliopsida; Sapindales; Anacardiaceae. The transcript has 11 exons. Gene Ontology annotation, molecular function: NADH dehydrogenase activity. Bases 1 to 927 code for a protein of 308 amino acids. Gene Ontology annotation, biological process: mitochondrial electron transport, NADH to ubiquinone. The record is from RefSeq and is a predicted model, not a curated record.
AUGUCAUCAUCUCAUGAUGGUUUUGUUGUUGUUGCUCUUACUACACUCGGUUUUGUUCUUGAAUUGCUUGAAGGAGUUGGACAAUUGUUGGAUAUUGAGUCGUUUCUCUCAGUUUUAUGGUCUCAGUCCCAAAUCUGUGGCCUCGCUCUUCAACUCUUCAAAAAUGCUAGCUCGUGUCGUGCUCAGCGUCUUCACGAGAUCCGUCAAGCUUUCCGUCUAUCUCCUAGGUUUUCUCUCUCCUUCUCCACUGCGUUGAACUACCACCUUGAUUCUCCUGAUAACAAUCCCGACCUUCCAUGGGGUUCUCUGAUGCGAAAAAAAGAAAAGGUUAGGGAGAUAUUAUCUCACUAUCCAUCCAAUUACAAGCAAUCUGCAGUUAUUCCUCUGCUAGAUCUUGCACAGCAGCAGCAUGGAGGGUGGCUUCCUGUUUCUGCUAUGAAUGCGGUGGCUAAGGUCAUAGAAGUUGCUCCUAUCCGUGUGUACGAGGUUGCUACAUUUUAUUCAAUGUUCAACCGAACAAAGGUGGGCAAGUACCACUUAUUGGUUUGUGGUACAACACCUUGUAUGAUACGUGGUUCACGUGAAAUUGAAGAUGCAUUAUUGAAACACUUGGGAGUCAAGCGCAAUGAAGUAACAAAAGAUGGUUUGUUUUCCGUUGGAGAAAUGGAAUGCAUGGGAUGUUGUGUAAAUGCUCCUAUGAUUACAGUGGCCGAUUACUCCAAUGGAUCAGAAGGAUAUACUUACAAUUAUUAUGAAGAUGUGACCCCAAAACGAGUUGUUGAGAUAGUUGAGAUGUUAAGAAGGGGGGAGAAGCUACCGCCUGGCACUCAAAAUCCGAAUCGCAUUAAGGGUGGACCAGAAGGAGGAAACACUACUUUGCUAAGUGAACCAAAACCUCCUCCAUGCCGUGAUCUUGAUGCCUGCUAAAGUUGGGUACAUGCGUCUCCAAUAAUGCAAAGCUUGGAAGUCGUCAGGCUUGUGUAGGUUGUAUGCUCUUUGAAUUUGUUCAGCUCAACCAUUUUUUUAUACCUGCCAGUUUGAUUUCUGGUAGCUGUUCAGUUUUAUACAACUCCCAUCUUAUUUCAAGUUAUGAGAUGACUUGUUUAACUUUAAGUUGGAUUAUCAAUGUGGAUGCCCCAUUGUCCCUGUUAUAUUGCUGGAUAGUGGUAUAGUUGCCAUUAAAACACCCAUGUGCUUUUGCAAUGAUGAGAAGAGAACGGAUUUUCGGAGUUGCCGCGGCUUUAUGCUUCAUGAUACGUAUUUUAUAAGCACCACUAAAAUGUGGAUCAGCGGGAUUGUCUCCUCUAAUAUGACUGUCAUUGUCGAAGGGCUUAGGUUUUUCGUAUAAAUAAAUUUAGGCUUUCUCAAUUUGCAGUGAUUAUGUCUGUUGAAUUUGCACAUUGCCGCAGCAUGUGAAAGUAACUCCCACUAGAUGAACAAAGUCUGAUGAUAAAUCAUUUUGACCGAUGAGGAACUCUUAUCUGUAUUA